CGCGCUUUUCUCUUCUUGAUUCCGCGCAGUGUUCCUCCUUCUCCAGUGAAUGCUCAGAUCUCUCUCUUCAUCAUCUACUUCAUUGAUUCCCAAAUCUCUCCAUUUCCUCCUACUCAGGACCUAUCCUUCACCUCCCUGUGCUCGUCUUUGCUCUCAGCGUCUCGUUAAUGGCUCCCAAUCCUUGCCAAUGUGGUACGCUCACUAUAUGCUCGAUGAAAUGCCUCAAAGAGCAACCUUUAUCUAUAAUCACCUUAAGUUCCUCAAAAAAUCCUCCGCAAACCAUGAUCUUCUUGUUUCGUUGCAUUGUCUAUCUCUUAAGGUUGGGUGCCUCUCUGAUGUUUCAGUUCGGACUUCGUUGAUUGGUUUGUAUGCCAGAGCUUGGGAUUUGGGUUCAUCUCUUGCUCUGUUUGAUGAGAUGGAUGAUCCGGAUUUGAUCUCUUGGAAUGCUGUUAUCAGUGCUUGCGUUGUUAAUGCUGAGUUCCAUUUGUCUACUGUUCUUUUCCGUGAAUUGGUUUGUGGGUUUGGAGUGUUUGAUUCGACUACUGUUGUGAUUGUGUUGUCAGCGGUGACCCGUAGUUGUGAACUGAAGCAUGGUUUGGUUCUCCAUGCGAUGGUUUUGAAGAAAAGGUUGGAUUUUGACGUUUUUCUUUGCAAUGCUCUUGUUGAUAUGUACGCCAAGUGUGGUGACUUGAGCUCUUCAGAGUGUGUGUUUGAGGGAAUGAAAGUUAAAGAUGUCACUUCUUGGAAUUCGAUAAUGCAUGGAUGCCUUUACAAUGAUUGUCCUGUGAAUUCAGCUCUCUGUUUCAGGGAAAUGAAUCGGUCCGGUGUCAAAGCUGAUCAAGUUGGCCUAUCUUGCGUUGUCUCAGCUUGCUCUGGUUUGAAAGAGCUAUUUGGUUUUGGCAUAUCAGUCCAUGGAUGUGUGAUCAAGUUAGGGUGCAACGAGGAUUCUUCAGUAGCAAAUUCUCUUAUUACGCUCUAUUCUCGGAAUGAAGAUGUGGAAGACGCAAGGCAAGUGUUUUGGAAACUUGUUCACAAGAAUGAAGUUUCAUGGAAUUCUAUAAUUCAUGGUUUGGUUGGGAAUGACCAUGUUCAUGAGGCCCUAGAUGUUUUCCGAGAAAUGCAGUCCAGAAUUGCAUGCCAACCUGAUGAUAUUACAUUAGUGACAAUUAUUCCCGUCUUUGGUCAACUGAGAUUACUUAUUCAUGGGAAAUCGAUGCAUGGAUUUGCAAUCAGGAAGGAACUUGAGUCAAAGAAUUUAUCCAUACUGAACAGCUUGCUUGACAUGUAUUUGAAGUGUGAUGAUCUAAUAUCUGCAAACAUUCUUUUCAAUGUCAUGCCUACUAGAGACUUGAUUACUUGGAACACGAUCAUCUCUGGGUACUCCCAAUUUGAUUCACUGAAGAAAGAAGCCCGAAGUUUUUUCCGCAAAUUACUCCAGACUGGUCUAAGAUGCAGUUUGGCGAGUAUUCUAGCCAUUCUCCCUUCUUGCACUUGUCCUGAAGAUCUUCAAUUCGGGAGAACACUGCACUCGUGGAAGUACAAAUAUGGAUUCACUAGCAUUGUGUCUGUUGUCAAUGCACUCAUGUGCAUGUACAUAAAUUGCGGAGAUCUGAUUGCGGCUUCUUUGCUGUUGGAUAGCAUUUUAAUUGUGUCAGAUGUUGUUUCUUGGAACACCAUGAUCGUUGGUUGUGCUCAGAAUGGUUUUUACAAGGAUGCAUUGGAAGCACUUGAGUUCAUGCAUUGCUCCCUGAGUUUGCGCCCAGAUCCUAUCACAUUUGUUAGCCUCCUUUCAGCUUGUGGGAAUCUCAAAUCAUUGUUUCAUGGCAAGCUUAUUCACGGGCUUGCAUCAAAGAGUUGUAUCGGAUCUGAUGUACGGGUAAUAAAUGCGCUGCUGACCAUGUAUAUGAGAUGUAAAGACACCGAAAGUGCAGUGGCAGUGUUCCAUUUUAGUCCCACCACAAACUUAUGCUCAUGGAAUUGUAUGAUUUCUGGGUUAACACAAAAUAAGGAAGGUCAAAAAGCAUUGGAAUGCUUUCGUUGGAUGGAAAAGUUUGAACCUAAUGAGAUGUCUCUGGUUGGUGCAGUUUGUGCUUGUACUCAAUCAGGAAAUCUCCGACAAGGCAUGGAAGUGCAUGCUUAUGUCUUAAGAUCACAACAUCAAAAUAACAUGUUCAUAUCAUCAGCUCUCAUUGAUAUGUACAGCAAAUGCGGAAGACUAGACAUUGCCUCUUGCGUGUUUCAGAACUCCUCAGAGAAAUCUGUUGCCUCCUGGAAUGCGAUGAUUUCUGCAUACGGAAUUCAUGGACAAGGUAGAAAGGCAAUAGAACUCUUCGCCAAGAUGUCGGAAUCAAGUAUCAAACAUACAAAGAGCACUUACAUUGCAAUUCUAUUAGCUUGUUGCCACUCUGGAUUGAUCGAUGAAGCAUGGAAACAUUACAACUGCAUGUUAGAGGAACAUGGAAUAAAACCGACUACUGAGCAUCAUGUUUGCAUUGUCGAUAUGCUUGGUCGAGCCGGAAUGAUUAGUGAAGCUUUCGAAUUCAUUAACAAACUUCCCGUCCGAGCUGAAUCAGGAAUCUGGGGAGCUCUUUUGAGUGCAUGCUUUGAUCAUGGCAAUGUCGAGAUCGGAAAAUCAAGUGCAGAGAAUUUGUUCUGCAUGGAAUCUGUAAACACCGGAUAUUAUGUCACACUUUCGAAUUUAUAUGCAUUCUCUGGAAUGUGGAGCAAUGCAGUGAGUGUUAGAGGAUUGAUUCAAGAUAAGAAGCUGAAGAAGCCUCCUGGUAUAAGUUCUAUUAAUGUCAGAAUGCAGUGAUUAGUGAUUAUUUUGCUGUAAUUUUCUAGUCACUGAGUAGUGUUGUAAACUUUGUGUUGUAUGAGAUAAGAGUUUUUCUUAGGGAGGGGUUUUUAGUAAAAAUGAAAGGGAAAAGUUGCA
Molecule: messenger RNA, 2932 nt
Organism: Dioscorea cayenensis subsp. rotundata (Guinea yam)
Lineage: Eukaryota; Viridiplantae; Streptophyta; Magnoliopsida; Dioscoreales; Dioscoreaceae
Product: pentatricopeptide repeat-containing protein At4g19220, mitochondrial
Exons: 1
Coding region: 50-2812 (920 amino acids)
Biological process (GO): RNA modification
Molecular function (GO): protein binding; RNA binding
Source: RefSeq, a predicted model, not a curated record